AAAUACAAAUCAGCAGACAAGUCAAAUCGCACAAAAAGGCGCUCCGGGAAUAAUGAACGCUUGAACUAUGGAUGCAUUUAAUUAGCAUUUUAAUCGAAGUUUUGACUCUUUCGGGUCUGCUUAGGGUAGGUUGUUGCUACUGGCAUAGCCAAGCACCCGCAAAGUAACAUCUAAGUAGCGACAUUAGAACAUCUUUCUGACGACCCCUCUGUACUUCAUGUUGAUGUAAGGUCUGCGAGACAAGUAUUUGCAUUGAAUCUACUGUAAGCCUAGCAAGAGCAUUUCAACAUGCCUAACGGAGGUCGCGGCGACGGUGGGCCUCCUUGCCACACUCAGAUGAAAAAGGGUCUCAAAUGUAUCUGCCAAAUUUGUAUGUGCGGUCGCCAUUCCUGUCCCUAUCACCAGAAAGAAUGGCAGAUGACUCCAUCCGAGAAGCAGUCCACAGAAUACAAGGAGAAAUUCUAUCCGAAGGGUGACGGUCGCCAGCCAUCUUGCAAGCCAGCAAAAAGUGCCGACCCAGUCAAGGAGCCCAUGGAGGACCUAACGAUUCAGAGACAGGACUUCACAGGGCGCACUGCGCCGCGACCACCCGCAUUCAAGCCCGACUUGGACUACCGCGGUCCGUGCCAGCCGCUGGAGGCCGAGACCACUUACGUCGUCGACUUCCCGCCGCGUGCCGGCAGCAAGCGCUCACCAAUCAAACCGCAGGGCAGGGUCACCGACCACCGCGCGCCGCUCUGCGACAAGACGCAGAAUCGCGUCUCGUUCCGGCCGUACGCGCCCGGCGAGGCGGCAGAGGCCAAGCCGGCGGCGUGCCGGCCGCGCCAGGGUCUGCACGGCGUGGAGCAGCCGCUCAGCGCCGACACCACCAACCGCACCGACUACUGCCGAAAGCCCAUCUGCGUGAACCGCGUGCGCGCGCCGCACGACACGCACAAGUCGGACCAGCCGCUGGACGACCGCACCAUGUACCGGCACGACUACCCGGCCAAGCAGCCGCCGUGCAUGGAGACGGUGCGCCUGCCGCCCUGGCAGCCGCCAACCGUACCCAUGGACGGACAGACCACGCAGCGCACUCACUACACGCCAAAGUGCCCGGACGUCAACGCCAGCUUCAAGCCCAACCGGCAGUACGAGCAGCCGUGCCAGCCCAUGGACGACCGCACCACGCAGAAGGAGUCGUUCCAGGUGUACGGGCCGCGGCCCAGGGAGGAGUACCCCUGGAUGAAGAAGAAGCCGUACGACGGCCCGUGCGCGCCGCUCAACUCGGACACCAUAUACCGCGGCGACUUCGGGCCCAAGGCGGGCCGGCGGCCGCCGGCGGCGCGGCCGCCCGCCGGACCCGUCCAGGAGCGCUCGCCGCUGCUCGACGCCACCACCUACCGCAAGGACUUUGUGCCGCGCCAGCGCGACGUGGCCGUCUCGUGCAAGCCGGACCGCGAGUACGCACCGCCGGAGCGGCCGCUGGACACGGACACCACGUACAAGGGCGACUUCGUGGGCUGCCCGGGCCGCCGGCCGACCGCCUUCGUGCCCCGCUCCGGCCAGCAGUCCGGCUCGCCCAUGGACCUGCGCACCGUGCACAAGAGCACGUUCGUGCCGCUGCGCUGCCCGGCCGAGGGCCUCCGCUCGCGCCAGAACCCCUGCUACCAGUUCGUCGACUGCAAGAGCGAGCACGAGCUGUUCGAGCCCAAAAGCGACCCGAUGUGUGACACACUUCAGUCGGGCUUCCAGCCGCAGCUGACCUGAGGCCGGCGACGGCCGACCCGGGGCAGCGGUGACGGCGUCAGUGCAGGGACCGGGCCGAGGGAGGUACACGGAGAUAUCGACCACGAACGGAGCCCAGCCCGGCCACUGGCCGGCAGUGUGACCGAACGCUAAAUUGGUGUUGUGUCUUAUGUUCAAGUGAAAUCGUUAGUAGAGCGUGCGACUUGUCAUUAUGAUAAAUGCGUUACCGACCAGGCCCCAGGCCUCUGGUCAGUUACCCGCCUGUCCACGCCGUAGCCAGCGUCAAAUGCCAGUCUGUUGUAUGCCCAAAAUAAAUUUAUCGUCCACA
This is a messenger RNA of Amphibalanus amphitrite, 2056 nucleotides long. RefSeq names its product stabilizer of axonemal microtubules 1-like. The record is from RefSeq and is a predicted model, not a curated record. Gene Ontology annotation, cellular component: cytoskeleton; centriole; ciliary basal body. The transcript has a single exon. Gene Ontology annotation, molecular function: microtubule binding. NCBI's taxonomy places the organism in Eukaryota, Metazoa, Arthropoda, Thecostraca, Balanomorpha, Balanidae. Bases 289 to 1749 code for a protein of 486 amino acids. Gene Ontology annotation, biological process: microtubule anchoring.